Neogale vison (American mink) is the source of this 8269-nucleotide messenger RNA. RefSeq names its product teneurin transmembrane protein 3 (gene TENM3). Lineage: Eukaryota; Metazoa; Chordata; Mammalia; Carnivora; Mustelidae. The transcript is spliced from 30 exons. Gene Ontology annotation, cellular component: neuron projection; membrane. The record is from RefSeq and is a predicted model, not a curated record. Gene Ontology annotation, biological process: signal transduction; heterophilic cell-cell adhesion; neuron development. The coding region runs from base 122 to 8269 and encodes 2715 amino acids. Gene Ontology annotation, molecular function: protein homodimerization activity; cell adhesion molecule binding; protein heterodimerization activity.
GUGGGGAUAUACGCUGGCGUCUGUGUCGAUCUGCGGCCAGCUCUCUAGAGGCCAAUGAGAGUUGAACCCUGAGUGUAAUCUGUGCCAAGCAGGACUGAUGUGCACCCAGAAGGAAUGAAGUAUGGAUGUGAAAGAACGUAGGCCUUACUGCUCGCUGACCAAGAGCCGACGAGAGAAAGAACGGCGGUACACAAAUUCCUCAGCGGACAAUGAAGAGUGUAGGGUACCCACACAGAAGUCUUACAGUUCCAGUGAAACCCUGAAAGCUUUUGAUCAUGAUUCCUCGCGGCUGCUUUACGGAAACAGAGUAAAGGAUUUGGUUCACAGAGAGGCAGACGAAUACACCAGACAAGGACAGAAUUUUACCCUAAGGCAGUUAGGAGUUUGUGAACCAGCAACUCGAAGAGGACUGGCAUUUUGUGCGGAAAUGGGGCUUCCUCACAGAGGUUACUCUAUCAGUGCAGGGUCAGAUGCUGAUACGGAAAAUGAAGCAGUGAUGUCCCCAGAGCAUGCCAUGAGACUUUGGGGCAGGGGGGUCAAAUCGGGCCGCAGCUCCUGCCUGUCAAGUCGGUCCAACUCAGCCCUCACCCUGACAGACACGGAGCACGAGAACAAGUCCGACAGUGAGAGUGAGCAACCUGCAAACAACCAAGGCCAGCCCACUCUGCAGCCUUUGCCACCACCCCAUAAACAGCACCCCGCCCAACACCAUCCGUCCAUCACUUCUCUCAACAGAAACUCCCUGACCAAUAGAAGGAACCAGAGUCCGGCCCCGCCGGCUGCUUUGCCCGCCGAGCUGCAAACCACACCCGAGUCCGUCCAGCUGCAAGACAGCUGGGUCCUUGGCAGUAAUGUACCACUGGAAAGCAGGCAUUUCCUAUUCAAAACAGGAACAGGGACAACGCCACUGUUCAGCACUGCAACCCCAGGAUACACGAUGGCAUCUGGCUCUGUUUAUUCGCCGCCUACUCGGCCACUACCUAGAAACACGCUAUCAAGAAGUGCUUUUAAAUUCAAGAAGUCUUCCAAGUACUGUAGCUGGAAAUGUACUGCCCUGUGCGCUGUAGGGGUCUCCGUGCUCCUGGCGAUACUCCUCUCAUAUUUUAUAGCAAUGCAUCUCUUUGGCCUCAACUGGCAGUUACAGCAGACUGAAAAUGACACAUUUGAGAAUGGAAAAGUGAAUUCUGAUACUAUGCCAACAAACACGGUAUCAUUACCUUCUGGCGACAAUGGAAAAUUAGGUGGAUUUACCCAAGAAAAUAACACCAUAGAUUCUGGAGAACUUGAUAUUGGCCGAAGAGCGAUUCAAGAGGUUCCUCCUGGGGUCUUCUGGAGAUCCCAGCUCUUCAUUGAUCAGCCACAGUUUCUUAAAUUCAAUAUCUCCCUUCAGAAGGAUGCAUUGAUUGGAGUAUAUGGCCGAAAAGGCUUACCCCCUUCCCAUACUCAGUAUGACUUUGUCGAGCUCCUGGAUGGCAGCAGGUUGAUCGCGAGAGAGCAGCGGAAUCUGCUGGAGCCAGAAAGGGCAGGGCGGCAGGCGAGAUCUGUCAGUCUGCACGAGGCUGGCUUUAUCCAGUACUUGGAUUCCGGAAUCUGGCAUCUGGCUUUUUACAAUGACGGGAAGAACGCAGAGCAGGUGUCUUUUAACACCAUCGUCAUAGAGUCAGUGGUGGAAUGCCCGCGAAAUUGCCAUGGAAAUGGAGAGUGUGUUUCUGGAACUUGCCAUUGUUUUCCAGGAUUUUUAGGUCCGGAUUGUUCCAGAGCAGCCUGCCCGGUGUUGUGUAGUGGCAACGGGCAGUACUCCAAGGGCCGCUGCCUCUGCUUCAGCGGCUGGAAGGGCACCGAGUGCGACGUGCCCACCACGCAGUGCAUCGACCCGCAGUGCGGGGGGCGUGGCAUCUGCAUCAUGGGCUCCUGCGCCUGCAACUCGGGGUACAAAGGAGAGAACUGCGAAGAAGCUGACUGUCUGGACCCCGGAUGUUCCAAUCACGGCGUUUGUAUCCACGGGGAAUGUCACUGCAGCCCAGGGUGGGGCGGUAGCAAUUGUGAACUAGUGAAGACCAUGUGUCCAGACCAGUGCUCUGGUCACGGAACGUACCUUCAGGACAGCGGGUCCUGUACCUGUGACCCUAACUGGACUGGCCCAGACUGCUCAAACGAAAUCUGCUCCGUGGACUGCGGCUCGCACGGAGUGUGCAUGGGGGGCACGUGUCGCUGUGAAGAGGGCUGGACCGGCGCCGCCUGCAGCCAGAGGGCCUGCCACCCGCGCUGCGCCGAGCACGGCACGUGCAAGGAUGGCAAGUGCGAAUGCAGCCAGGGCUGGAACGGAGAGCACUGCACCAUCGCUCACUAUUUGGAUAAGAUAGUUAAAGAGGGUUGUCCUGGGCUGUGCAACAGCAACGGAAGAUGUACACUGGACCAAAACGGCUGGCAUUGUGUUUGCCAGCCGGGGUGGAGAGGAGCAGGGUGUGAUGUAGCCAUGGAGACUCUCUGCACAGACAGCAAGGACAAUGAAGGAGAUGGGCUCGUUGACUGUAUGGACCCCGACUGCUGCUUCCAGAGCUCCUGCCAAAACCAGCCUUACUGCCGCGGACUACCUGACCCUCAGGAUGUCAUCAGCCAGAGCUUGCAGUCCCCCUCACAGCAAGCCGCCAAAUCCUUCUACGACCGAAUCAGUUUUCUUAUAGGGUCCGACAGCACCCAUGUCAUACCCGGAGAGAGCCCUUUCAAUAAGAGCCUUGCAUCCGUCAUCAGGGGCCAAGUACUAACUGCUGAUGGAACUCCACUGAUUGGAGUAAAUGUCUCGUUCUUCCAUUACCCAGAAUAUGGAUACACUAUUACCCGCCAGGAUGGAAUGUUUGAUUUGGUGGCAAAUGGCGGGGCCUCUCUUACUUUGGUCUUCGAACGCUCCCCAUUCCUCACUCAGUAUCAUACCGUGUGGAUUCCAUGGAAUGUCUUUUAUGUGAUGGAUACCCUCGUCAUGAAGAAGGAAGAGAAUGACAUUCCCAGCUGUGAUCUGAGUGGAUUUGUGAGGCCAAAUCCCAUCAUCGUGGCUUCUCCUUUAUCUACGUUUUUCAGAUCUUCUCCUGAAGACAGCCCCAUUAUUCCCGAAACACAGGUGCUCCAUGAAGAAACGACCAUUCCAGGAACAGAUUUGAAACUUUCCUACUUGAGCUCCAGAGCGGCGGGAUAUAAGUCAGUUCUCAAGAUCACCAUGACCCAGUCCGUCAUACCGUUUAAUUUAAUGAAGGUUCACCUUAUGGUGGCUGUGGUAGGAAGACUCUUUCAGAAGUGGUUUCCUGCCUCGCCAAACCUGGCCUAUACUUUUAUAUGGGAUAAAACAGACGCCUAUAACCAAAAGGUCUAUGGUCUGUCGGAAGCUGUUGUGUCGGUUGGAUACGAAUACGAGUCAUGUCUGGACCUGACUCUGUGGGAAAAGAGGACCGCCAUUUUACAAGGCUAUGAAUUAGACGCUUCCAACAUGGGUGGUUGGACAUUAGAUAAACAUCAUGUGUUGGACGUUCAGAAUGGCAUACUGUACAAGGGCAAUGGGGAAAACCAGUUCAUCUCCCAACAGCCCCCGGUUGUCAGUAGCAUCAUGGGAAAUGGCCGGAGGCGCAGUAUCUCGUGCCCCAGUUGCAAUGGUCAGGCCGAUGGUAAUAAAUUGUUGGCCCCGGUUGCAUUAGCUUGCGGGAUCGAUGGCAGCCUGUAUGUAGGGGAUUUCAACUAUGUUCGGCGAAUAUUCCCUUCUGGAAAUGUAACAAGUGUUUUAGAACUAAGAAAUAAAGAUUUUAGACAUAGCAGCAACCCAGCUCACAGAUACUACCUUGCAACCGAUCCAGUCACAGGAGAUUUGUAUGUUUCUGACACUAACACCCGCAGAAUUUAUCGCCCAAAGUCACUUACGGGUACAAAAGAUUUGACUAAAAAUGCUGAAGUCGUCGCUGGGACAGGGGAGCAGUGCCUUCCGUUCGACGAAGCCAGAUGUGGAGAUGGGGGGAAGGCCAUUGAAGCAACCCUCAUGAGUCCCAAAGGAAUGGCGGUUGAUAAGAAUGGAUUGAUCUACUUUGUUGACGGAACCAUGAUCAGAAAAGUUGAUCAAAAUGGGAUCAUAUCAACUCUCCUGGGCUCCAACGAUCUGACUUCAGCCAGACCUUUAACUUGUGACACCAGCAUGCACAUCAGCCAGGUGCGUCUGGAGUGGCCCACUGACCUCGCCAUUAACCCCAUGGAUAACUCUAUUUAUGUCCUGGAUAAUAACGUCGUCCUGCAAAUCACGGAGAACCGCCAAGUGCGCAUCGCUGCCGGACGGCCCAUGCACUGCCAGGUGCCAGGGGUGGAAUAUUCUGUGGGGAAGCACGCGGUCCAGACGACCCUGGAAUCCGCCACCGCCAUCGCCGUGUCCUACAGCGGGGUCCUGUACAUCACCGAGACCGACGAAAAGAAAAUUAACCGCAUCAGGCAGGUCACCACGGACGGGGAGAUCUCGCUGGUGGCGGGGAUACCUUCUGAGUGCGACUGCAAAAAUGACGCCAACUGUGACUGCUACCAGAGCGGAGACGGCUACGCCAAGGACGCCAAGCUCAGUGCCCCAUCCUCCUUGGCCGCCUCCCCGGAUGGCACCCUGUACAUCGCGGACCUGGGCAACAUUCGGAUCCGGGCUGUGUCGAAGAACAAGCCUUUCCUUAACUCUAUGAACUUUUACGAAGUUGCCUCUCCAACUGACCAGGAACUCUAUAUCUUUGACAUCAAUGGCACUCACCAGUAUACUGUAAGUUUAGUCACUGGCGAUUACCUGUACAAUUUUAGCUACAGCAAUGAUAACGAUAUCACCGCUGUGACAGACAGCAGCGGUAAUACUCUUAGAAUUAGACGGGACCCAAAUCGGAUGCCAGUACGCGUGGUGUCUCCAGAUAACCAAGUGAUAUGGUUGACGAUAGGAACGAACGGAUGUCUGAAAAGCAUGACCGCUCAAGGACUAGAAUUAGUUUUGUUUACUUACCAUGGCAAUAGUGGCCUUUUAGCCACUAAGAGCGAUGAGACUGGAUGGACAACGUUUUUCGACUAUGACAGCGAAGGUCGCCUGACGAAUGUGACGUUUCCAACCGGAGUGGUCACGAACCUGCACGGGGACAUGGACAAGGCUAUCACAGUGGACAUCGAGUCAUCCAGCCGUGAAGAGGAUGUCAGUAUCACUUCGAAUCUGUCCUCCAUCGACUCCUUCUACACCAUGGUUCAAGAUCAGUUAAGAAACAGCUACCAGAUCGGUUACGACAGCUCGCUUAGAAUCAUCUACGCCAGCGGCCUGGAUUCGCACUACCAGACCGAGCCACACGUUCUGGCCGGCACGGCGAACCCGACGGUUGCCAAGCGGAACAUGAGUCUUCCCGGCGAGAACGGGCAAAAUUUGGUGGAGUGGAGGUUCCGGAAAGAGCAAGCCCAGGGGAAAGUCAACGUCUUUGGUCGGAAGCUUCGGGUUAAUGGCAGGAACCUCCUUUCGGUUGACUUUGAUCGAACAACAAAGACAGAGAAGAUCUAUGAUGACCACCGUAAAUUCCUGCUGAGGAUUGCCUACGACACGUCAGGGCACCCGACUCUCUGGCUGCCCAGCAGCAAGCUGAUGGCAGUCAAUGUCACCUACUCAUCCACCGGCCAGAUUGCCAGCGUCCAACGGGGCACAACUAGUGAAAAAGUCGACUACGAUGGCCAGGGGAGGAUCGUGUCUCGGGUCUUCGCGGACGGUAAAACGUGGAGCUACACGUACUUGGACAAGUCCAUGGUCCUCCUGCUUCACAGCCAGAGGCAGUACAUCUUCGAGUACGACAUGUGGGACCGGCUGUCCGCCAUCACCAUGCCCAGCGUGGCCCGCCACACCAUGCAGACCAUGCGGUCCAUCGGCUACUACCGCAACAUCUACAACCCCCCUGAGAGCAACGCCUCGGUCAUCACGGACUACAACGAGGAGGGGCUGCUUCUGCAGACGGCCUUCUUGGGGACCAGCCGCAGGGUCUUGUUCAAGUACCGGAGGCAGACCAGGCUCUCCGAGAUCCUGUACGAUAGCACGAGAGUCAGUUUUACCUACGAUGAGACAGCGGGAGUCCUCAAAACCGUCAACCUCCAGAGCGACGGUUUUAUUUGCACCAUCAGGUACAGGCAAAUUGGCCCCCUGAUUGACAGGCAGAUUUUCCGCUUUAGUGAGGACGGGAUGGUCAAUGCAAGGUUCGACUACAGCUAUGACAACAGCUUUCGAGUGACCAGCAUGCAGGGGGUCAUCAAUGAAACACCUCUGCCCAUCGAUCUCUAUCAGUUUGAUGACAUUUCCGGCAAAGUUGAGCAGUUUGGAAAAUUUGGAGUUAUAUAUUAUGAUAUUAACCAGAUCAUCUCCACGGCGGUGAUGACGUACACAAAACACUUUGACGCCCAUGGCCGCAUCAAGGAAAUUCAGUACGAGAUUUUCAGGUCACUCAUGUACUGGAUUACAAUUCAGUAUGAUAACAUGGGUCGGGUGACCAAAAGAGAGAUCAAAAUCGGGCCCUUUGCCAACACUACCAAAUACGCUUACGAGUACGACGUUGACGGGCAGCUCCAGACUGUUUAUCUAAAUGAGAAGAUCAUGUGGCGCUACAACUACGACCUGAACGGAAACCUCCAUUUGCUGAACCCGAGUAACAGUGCGCGUCUGACACCUCUUCGCUAUGACUUGCGAGACAGGAUCACUCGCCUCGGGGAUGUUCAGUAUCGGUUGGAUGAGGAUGGGUUCCUGCGUCAGAGAGGCACAGAGAUCUUUGAGUACAGCUCCAAGGGCCUUCUGACUCGAGUUUAUAGUAAAGGCAGUGGCUGGACAGUGAUCUAUCGUUACGAUGGCCUGGGAAGGCGCGUGUCGAGCAAAACCAGUCUGGGACAGCAUCUGCAGUUUUUUUAUGCUGACUUAACGUAUCCCACAAGGAUUACUCAUGUCUACAAUCACUCGAGUUCAGAAAUCACUUCUCUCUAUUAUGAUCUCCAAGGACAUCUCUUUGCUAUGGAAAUCAGCAGUGGGGAUGAAUUCUACAUUGCGUCAGAUAACACAGGGACACCAUUGGCUGUUUUCAGUAGCAAUGGGCUUAUGCUGAAACAGAUUCAGUAUACUGCAUAUGGCGAAAUCUAUUUCGACUCCAAUAUUGACUUUCAACUGGUAAUUGGAUUUCAUGGUGGCUUAUAUGACCCACUCACAAAAUUAAUCCACUUUGGAGAAAGAGAUUAUGAUAUUUUGGCAGGACGAUGGACAACGCCUGACAUAGAAAUCUGGAAGAGAAUUGGGAAGGACCCAGCUCCUUUUAACCUCUACAUGUUUAGGAAUAACAACCCCGCAAGCAAAAUCCAUGAUGUGAAAGAUUACAUCACAGAUGUUAACAGCUGGCUGGUGACAUUUGGUUUCCAUCUGCACAAUGCUAUUCCUGGAUUCCCUGUUCCCAAAUUUGAUUUAACCGAGCCUUCUUACGAACUUGUGAAGAGUCAGCAGUGGGAUGAUGUACCGCCCAUUUUCGGAGUCCAGCAGCAGGUGGCGAGGCAAGCGCAGGCCUUCCUGUCGCUGGGGAAGAUGGCCGAGGUGCAGGUGAGCCGGCGCAAGGGCGGCGGCGCGCCGUCGUGGCUGUGGUUCGCCACGGUCAAGUCGCUCAUCGGCAAGGGCGUGAUGCUGGCCGUGAGCCAGGGCCGCGUGCAGACCAACGUGCUCAACAUCGCCAACGAGGACUGCAUCAAGGUGGCGGCCGUGCUCAACAACGCCUUCUACCUGGAGAACCUGCACUUCACCAUCGAGGGCAAGGACACGCACUACUUCAUCAAGACCAGCACGCCCGAGAGCGACCUGGGCACGCUGCGGCUGACGAGCGGCCGCAAGGCGCUGGAGAACGGCAUCAACGUGACCGUGUCGCAGUCCACCACGGUGGUCAACGGCAGGACGCGCAGGUUCGCCGACGUGGAGAUGCAGUUCGGCGCGCUGGCGCUGCACGUGCGCUACGGCAUGACGCUGGACGAGGAGAAGGCGCGCAUCCUGGAGCAGGCGCGGCAGCGCGCGCUCGCGCGGGCCUGGGCGCGCGAGCAGCAGCGCGUGCGCGACGGCGAGGAGGGCGCGCGCCUCUGGACGGAGGGCGAGAAGCGGCAGCUGCUGAGCGCCGGCAAGGUGCAGGGCUACGACGGGUACUACGUACUCUCGGUGGAGCAGUACCCCGAGCUGGCGGACAGCGCCAACAACAUCCAGUUCCUCCGACAAAGCGAGAUCGGCAAGAGGUAA